AUGUCUAAUCAAAAUAAUAGACUCAAGAGGCAUUUUCAGACUUUUAAUCAGACCACAAAGAAUAGUGCAAUCUAACCAGGUGAUCCUUCAUUCACAGUGUUUGAAUCCUAUGUUUUCAAUGAGCCUUAUCUAGGAAACCCAAAACAACUAAAGUUAGAAUUAACAAGAGGUUCAAUCAAUCAGACGCUAAAUUACCCAUAGAAAAACCUUCCAUUUGACAGAAGAUAAAGCAGAGAUAUUGAUACGAUCUCAAAUGCUCAGGUUUUACAAUCAAUAGAAGAUGAAGUAAGAUUUGAGGAAGAUAUAUCAAAUAAAAUAUUGUAAUCAUAAGCCAGGAAUAAAUCCUUUCAUAAUAAAACACGAAGCUACCUUGCUGAUCCUUAAAAUGUUAAACUUGUUGAAAAGGAAUUCAAUCGUCAAGUAAUAUCCCCUGAUAACUUUAACAGACGAAUAUCUUAAGAAAGCUUGAUUGUGGGUCCUAAUUUCCCUCAUAUGUGCUAGACGGUCAGAUUCAAGUAAAUAUUUAAUAAGCAACUUGAAUUCACAAAGAAAAGAGUUAAGUAACUAGAAUCUUAAUAUUAAGGAACUUUAAAAAAUACUAGGAGAAUGAAAGAGACAUUGAACGCAUUAUUUGGAGGAGUAACAACUCUGUAAUCUCAGUAAGAAAAGUAUGCGAAUAAUAUGGAAUUCAUUCCUAAAGGCAUGAAGUCUGAGGUGUUGACAAAUGGAGGUAAACCUGAAAAAUAUCAUGUAUCCCCGAUUGAAGGAAAUUCUAGAAAUAAUUACAAGGUUUAGCAUAAUUAGAAAGUUGAUAAUCUCCUCUUAUUUUAGAAAGUUAAUGAAGAUAUCAAAAGGCAACAAGAUUAGGAAAUACUAAGGGUUAAAUUCACCCAACUAUUGAAAAAAAUGCAUCAGGUCCCACCUAUUAAUCUUGCUGCAUAGACUUAGCUUGAAAAUAUGUUUAUUAAAAGGAAACUAUCCGACAAGAGAGAGAUAUCAUAGAAUAAUCUUAAACUCAUUAAGGAGUACGAAUAAUCAAAUAGGCUUGGUCCUAGUUUUUGGUAGAACUACGAGUAAAAUUUAAAGAAAGGCUCAUUAAAUAGUUAGAAAAGGUCUAGGAAUGAGUCAGUCAACGACAAUCAUAAAACAAUUUCACCUAAUUAUGAGAAAAAUGAAGUCAUUAGGAGAAUAUAAACUACACAAGAUCCUAGUAAAUAGUCUCAUUAUCAGCAAAACAGCAUAACAAAAAUUAAAAGCCAUAGUUCAAAUACAAAAUAAAGUGACAGUAAUAGAGAGAGCUUAUAUAGGUUGAGAAAAAAUCAAAUGUUUGAAAAAGGAGGAGAGAUAUUGAGGUAGUAACUUGAUUAGAAUUAAGAAAAGUAUAUGAUAUCGAAGCAUUCAAUUGAGAAGAUUACUAAACAGAGAGUCAAGGAAUAAUAAAGAAAAAUUAAGCUUUUAAGUGGUGGCACUCAUGGAAACUUGGAUGAAGAUGAUGAUUCUGGUAGUUUCAACCAGUGGGGAUAGUUAUCGCUUAAAAAAUUUGAGAUGACGCUUAUCUGA
This is a messenger RNA of Stylonychia lemnae, 1560 nucleotides long. The record is from the annotation of a GenBank genome assembly. Lineage: Eukaryota; Ciliophora; Spirotrichea; Sporadotrichida; Oxytrichidae.